Messenger RNA from Mauremys reevesii (Reeves's turtle), 1225 nucleotides. RefSeq lists its product as uncharacterized. The transcript has 2 exons. NCBI's taxonomy places the organism in Eukaryota, Metazoa, Chordata, Testudines, Geoemydidae. The record is from RefSeq and is a predicted model, not a curated record. Bases 1 to 1146 code for a protein of 381 amino acids.
AUGGUCCCAAAGGCUCCAGGGGAACAUCUGACCUGGGUCCAGAAUGAUGACAGCCUGGAGCGCCUCGUGACGCUGAUGUGCGACCUCUUGGAUGUGGUGUGGACUUUCGGGGAGCAGACCAGAAUCGUGGCCGCCAAGCAGAACGCCGGCUCUGACUCGCCAGCCAGCUGCCGGGGCUCGGAAGAGGGAGUCCCUGAGGCAAAGGGUGCAGAGCCGGCCACACGCUUGCCGUCUGGGACCUCAACCAAAGAGGCCCUGCUGGCCACAGAGGAUGAAGCGCAAGCCAGCCUGGCAAAGACCCUAGAGCCCGGGGACCAGAGGAGCUACAACAUCAUCAGGUGCCUGAUAGGGGGAAAGAGCCAUUCCAGAGGUGAAGAUGACACAGAGGGUGGGUAUGAGCGGGACCAGCAGGGGGCGACAGCAUCACCCGGCGUGGAUAAGAAGAUUUUGCCUGAGAACGAUUUCAAUCAGCCGAGAGAGGACGGGGACCUUCUGCUGCAGGAGGGAUGGGGCAGCCUGUGGGUUAGAGACGAGGAGGUGCCACCCUCGUCAGGUAGGGCUUCCCGGUCCUUCCCUCCAAGAGGCAUCACCUUCUCCUGGCUGACCGGCUCUCCCAGCUUGGAUUUCCCUGGAGCACAGCAGUUCAAUCCCUCAUCUGAAACCUCUCACGAGACAAGGGCAGAGCCUGGGCCCAGCGGGUGGCUUCGUCCCAACCCUGCCUGUCAGCUCUGCAACGAUGACACAAUUCAUCGCCUGGGGGGCUUCAGGAACUUCGGACCCCCUGACUUGAAGGGGCUGGAGGAGGAGCUAAGGCAGAAGCUCAGCAGCUGUCACAAGUGGGGAGCAGACACACAGGGGACCGUUUUCUCCAAGGCAAAGAGGGUGUUUUCUAAUUAUUGCCUCUGCCCUUCCGGGGACUCCAGGGCACAGGCCUUAGCAAGGAAGGCUGUUCUCCGGGAGAUCGCAGUGGCUGCCCUUCAGAAGACGACGCUGGUCGGCACCAUGCCCUCAGCCCACCUGAGAUGCUCACCCGCCCUCCAGGCUACGACCUCUCAGCACAAGCAUGGGGAUUUCUUGCCAUUGUUCCUCCAGUGGGCUCUCCAGAAGCUGAAGAUGUUGGUUAAAAAGACAGCCCCCAAAUCCUAGCUGAGACGCUCCUUCCCAAAGAUGGCUGCCACCUCUAUUAAAAGAUCAGCCCCACCAUUAAAGUGAAUGAUCUCCUAUA